AGAAGUAUUUCAAAAAGGAACGGUCUUGGUCACACGCUGUAUCGCGCUUAUUACAAUUGAUAAUAAACUUUCAGCUCAGUCAAGCGUAACUUUAAGAGAAGCAGCAACACCACUACUAUCAUCGUUCAUCACUUGACUUGUCAUUGAUUAAUUCCUUCAUUAAUUAUUAUAUAUGUCUAUCGUCAUGUACUUGAAACAACAACAACAACAAAAGUGAUAUGCAAAAGAUAACAGAGGUGUGAACUGAGAAGAUCCUCUCACAGUUCAUUCGACAAAGCCACAAUUAUUACUGAAUGACGUGGCAUUUAAACAUGGCGAUGCAGAUAAAACCUUCAGUUUUAAUUUGCUUACGGACUGUAAAUAAUACUAAGUUGAGGAGCAAUUUAACUGAAACAUGUUUAAGUCGCCUGAGAAAUCAUUUUCAAGUUAAUUUUCUGGACGAUAUCCAACAGAAUCCGAACAUAAAGAAAGACAUUGUUGGCAUUGUUACACCGGGUCCCGAUUCGAACGUCAUAAACAGAUUAAUAACAACUCUUCCAAAUCUAAGAGUAAUUUCAAACCAUGGAAUGGGAGUGGAUCAUCUUGAUCUAAAAUGGGCUAAAGAAAAAGGGUUGCGAGUUGGAAACACUAGAUAUGUUGUUUCUGACAGUACAGCAGAACUUGCUAUAACUUUAAUACUAGUUGUGACACGGAAAAUAGUUCAAGGUGUUCGCAUGUCAAUGGAAAAUGAACAUCCAAACUUCUUUUGUCCGAGCUUACUUGGCACAAAUGUGGCGAAGAAAAAUCUUGGAAUUGUUGGCAUGGGAGAUAUUGGGCUUAAAAUCGCUCUAAGAGCAACGGCAUUUGGAAUGAAAAUCCUUUAUCAUAACAGAACACAAAGAAGCAAUGAAGACGAAGACCGAGUCAAAGCUACGUUUUACCCUCGUUUGCAAGAUAUGUUACCCGAAGCGGAUGUUCUUGUUAUUGCUUGUCCUUGCACAGAACAAACGAUUAACUUGAUUAGUACAGAAGAAUUCCGGUUGAUGAAGAAAACUUCUCUUUUGGUAAACAUCGCUCGAGGAAAGAUAGUUAAUACAGACGCACUUGUGAAAGCUCUUCAGUCAAAUGAAAUUCAAAGUGCUGCCUUGGAUGUCACCGACCCUGAACCGCUACCGCGAGGGCACCCAUUGUUAUCCAUGCCAAAUGUUGUCAUAACCACUCACUGUGGAACAUACACUUACGAAACUCGCUUAGAAAUGAUUGAUUUAGUAAUAGAAAAUUUAAAAUGUGGUUUGGAGGGAAAAGUGAUGCCGUCUGAAGUAAUUUUGUAAUACUGAUAUCUAAUCAAGAAACAAUAUAUUCCUAAAAUUGCAGAGAAUUAUUUUUGAUAAAUGUGUUAAUGAAUCGUGAAUUGUAUACCCCAAGAAAGAUACCCGGAAAUGAAUGACUAAGAAACUUGUUUCAUUUUGGCACCUACUUAAAGAUAUGGCAAUUGCGAAAGGUAGAUUAAUUUUUAAAAAAAACGUCUUAUUUGCUAUUUUAUUUCUUGAUUAUUAAAGAUAAAAGGAAAAUAAUUCUUUUUUACUUUAAAGAUGAUCAUUUUUCUUUAAUGUUUAAGUAUUUUCCUCAUAGUUAAUUUCUGAUCUGUAAACGCUAAAUGUAUUUUAAUAAAAUAAAAUGUGCGCAUACUUUUCAUAA
This is a messenger RNA of Octopus bimaculoides (California two-spot octopus), 1677 nucleotides long. RefSeq names its product glyoxylate reductase/hydroxypyruvate reductase. The record is from RefSeq and is a predicted model, not a curated record. Gene Ontology annotation, molecular function: NAD binding; hydroxypyruvate reductase [NAD(P)H] activity; glyoxylate reductase (NADPH) activity. Lineage: Eukaryota; Metazoa; Mollusca; Cephalopoda; Octopoda; Octopodidae. Gene Ontology annotation, cellular component: cytosol.